Ixodes scapularis (black-legged tick) is the source of this 5374-nucleotide messenger RNA. Its product is annotated as phosducin-like protein. The record is from RefSeq and is a predicted model, not a curated record. Bases 132 to 1010 code for a protein of 292 amino acids. Lineage: Eukaryota; Metazoa; Arthropoda; Arachnida; Ixodida; Ixodidae. Gene Ontology annotation, biological process: regulation of G protein-coupled receptor signaling pathway. The transcript has 7 exons.
GGUGAAAGAGCGGGAGAGCCACUGAGUGGAGCGGUGGAGCCAGGUGGAGCCACCGCAACCUAUGACCGCGCCAACCGCGCAGCUAAGGAGCCGCAACCGAGCAACAGCCUAUUUCUGUUUACAUCAUAACGAUGGCGACCCUGGAAGAUCGGAUUUUGGGCGAGAAACUGGAAUGCUACUGCAGCAGCAGCGAAGACGAGGACGAGGCCAGCGCACAGUCCAGCGAUCCGGACGAAAACGCCAGGACCGGUGCACGGGCUUCCGCGGACGUUCCUCCCGUCGAAGUACGGCAAUGGGAAGGCUGUUCCGUCAAUACUGGUCCGAAAGGAGUGUUGAAGGACUGGCAGCGCUUCAAGCAGUUGGAGAGUGAGAAGCGGGAACAGCAGGAGAAGGAGCGACUUCAGCUCAUCAAGAAGCUGUCGCUCACUUGCAAAUCUGACCUCGACACAGAGAAGCGACAAAAGGAAAAGGAAGCGGCGUUGGACGAACUACAGGAAGAGGAUGACGACUUUCUGCAGGAGUACAUGCUCAAGCGGAUGGAGGAGAUGAUGUCACAGAUAAAUGCCAGACCAAAAUUUGGACACCUUAUCUGCUUGGAAGACGGCCAGGCGUUCCUGGAUGCAGUGGACAAGGAAAAGACCGGCGUCACCGUCGUCAUUCACAUUUACUCCGAGGGCAUACAGGGUUGCCAGACGAUGAACGGCUGCCUCCGCUGCCUGGCAGAGGAGUGUCCCCAGGUCAAGUUCUGCAUCGUGGAGGCCUCCGCCGCCGGCAUGAGUCGGCACUUUGAGCGGAAAGGUGUGCCCGCGCUCUUGGUGUACAAGAAUGGGAACCUCAUUGGGAACUUUGUGCGGCUCACAGACGAGUUUGGAGACGACUUCUUCGCGGUGGACGUCGAGGCCUUCCUUGUCGAGCACGGGUUUCUGCCGGACCGAAGCCUGGUGCCUUCCAACGAGAAUCCUAACCUGCGGCAGGCGGCAGACGACGACAGUGACUCCGAAGACCACUGACAACUCACCCACUCCGCCACCUCUCGCAAGAUUGUUUGACUUCCUCGUGGCACGUGCGCCUCCCAGCGUGACGUAGGAGCGCUUCGACUCCGGCAGUCAUUUGUGUGGCUUGGCGUCGGGAAAGGAGGUAUGCGCAACACCUCAGUUCUGUUUCGUCUGUGGCCAUAAAAUUUCGGCCGGUUUCGAAAGACUGCGAGACGACGGUUAAAAAAUGCGGUUUGGGCGUUACCGGACGGCUACUGCGGGCCUGCAAGCAACUUGAUUAGUUGAUGCAGUGGCUUUAAGUACUGCUGCAGCAACUCUGAGCUGAAUUACCGUUUAUUUGGUACUAUCGUGAAUGUGUUUGAAGCGUCCUGAGGCCGACUUCAUGCGGAGCAACUUUUUCCGGCGUCUUCGCGUUGCAUCGGCUGCAACUCCCGUCUGCUGCGUUCAUGCAUGGCGACUGCCGACACACCGAUGUGCUAAGUUUUUGUUGUCGUCGUUAAAUGCUCUUUAAAUGCAAGUUCAAGGAGUACUAACAUGUUUUCAUACCUUCGUAUAGCAUUAUGAAUACUGGCCAAUUGCCCCGAAGUCAUUAGUCUGCGUAAGCGAUCCACGGGAAAUGACGGCAGAGCCAAACCCUGUCUUUGUUGUCAUCAUCAUCAAAACGAAGGUUUCGUGUGAAAAUGUCAUAUUCCCGAUUGGUUGCCAAUGUCUUCAAAUGCAUGAUGCGACAAUUUUCAUUCUUUCAAUGCAUACCGCUUCGAACUAUUCCUCGACAUUCGUAACCUACGUAACACACAUUAGUUGUAGUUUUUUUCUCCUCUCAAUGGCAGUCGCAGAAAACGUUUGAAAAAAACAAGCAGCGUUCACCCCCUCAACUCGCAGCCAGAACAGGUGGCCAGAUGACCUGGGGCGGGCAAAGCACAGGACACGCGCUGAGUUCCACGCAUUGUUAGGGUUCGGCCAUUCCCGUCAUUGCGGCGAUUGGGCGCGAUCCACUAUCCAAGUGCACGUCGAAGCAUCGACUGUCACGAGCCCAAAUCGAAUGCUCGCACAGCGCUCUUGUCCAAUGUCUUAGCCACAUUUAAAUAGUGCCGUCGCUGGGAUCGCAAAGCUCGACGACGAAGUUUCGGGGGUCGCAUUGUUGACAACGCCAACAAUGCUGUCCCCACAGCUUCGUCAUCAAGUUUUGCAAAGGAGAGACUGAAAGAAAAGGUCUGCUUCUAGCCUUUAAAUUGUGCGGCGACAGGGAGCUUCAUGGUAAGUGGUGUUGCGCGCAAAUAUACUUGGGUCCCUCUGGCUAGUGCCAGUAAGCAUGUGUAAAGUGAGAAACAUUCCUUCCCAUUAUCGUUGCAUGGCCCCUCUAGCAGGCGCGAGUUGCGGCGGUUGAUUUGUCUGCCUCGAUUCAAAUCGAUCCCGGUAAUUAGUGUCGCAGUAGCCCAAAACUCGUCGGCAACCCCGGGGUUGCAGGGAAAGUUGUCCCUCCUCAAGUCGGCUUCGCAUUCACCUUCCGACCUAUUUUUCUUUUCUCCGAUUUUGUUUUUCGAGAACAAUGUCCGUUUAGAAAAACAUAUAUACGGUCCUACCUUCAUCUGAAAGCAAAAAGAUGGACCUAUUGUAUGAUAAGUAAUUACUGUACAACUAUUGAAUUUUGUCCAAAGGAUCGUUGCUUUCAUCGGGGUCCGGGUCCCGGUGCAUCACACUGGCAUGCUUCAUUGCCACUCUGUGAAGUGUUUCCUCUCCCUGAUAUGAACAUUGUACUGGUUAUACAAGCAAGCAUUAGUAGUAAUGGCAUUGAAUGAUUUAUGAGUCUUAUGUGAGAGACUUGGGAGUGUGAGAGGGUGAUCAAGGUUAUUCGUAUGGUUUUAAGGUGAAAGCCUUACUUGUCCUAUUAUGUGAAAAGGCGUCGGCGUUGUACCCGAAAGAUGGUCAUAAAAAUAUGCCAUCAAGCAGGCGCCGCUCAAGGUCAAAGUGGACGCGCCUUAGAAAUAAAACAAAGAAAAGCACAGCAACGCAGAUGCUUCGUCACGGAAGCCGUCGUGAAGCCGGCAUAUUCACCGCGCCUGCGCAGUGGGGGAGCGUGAUGUCACCGCCGGAGCGCCGUGUGAAAAAAGGAAGACGUGGCACGCUGCUUGUUGGAAUGCGCUGCGUAUAGGAAUGCUUUCGCAUUCCUAUGCGGAAGCAGUCUCAAAUGUCUUUGCCGAAUUUUUGUUUGUGCACAUACAUCUAGCGUGAAUGAAGUCAUGGCGAGUACUAGAAUCACUCUCGAACUUGCCGAUUCCAUCCACCUGCGACAGCCUGAUUGACCACUGGUAUCGAUUGAUAUCGAUUGAUACCCAUUAUUUGGAGCAGGUGGUCAUACUUUAGGAAACCCAUGGAGUCGAAAGUGACAUUGUCUGAGUGUGUGUUCUUUCUCCCUGUAAGCACAAGUUGUGAAUGAGGUCGUAUUGUACAUAUGACAUUACAGUUGCAGAGGGCCUUCGAUUUUCUAUUGUUGGACAGGCGGUUUUUAGUAUCAGUUAUGGAAGGCAUCAUUAUCGAGGCUCGUUUUUGCAGAAUGUUUCAAUGGUGAAAAGGUAUUACUAUGCCAAAUGGUACUAUAUUCGGGGACAGGUUAGGAGUAAAGUGGAAGCUCCUCCUACCUCCCUCUUUACACCAAAGCCUCUCGCGGCGAUUAAUUUACUCAUAAAGUCGUACAGAUUCAUGGUGGAUUCAAAUGGUUGACACUAUCUAUUGACAUUGGCGCCAAAGAUUUGCAGUCUCCCAACUUCAGAAUCUCAUCUUCAGGUUCACUUGUGUCAUGGAUGAACCAUUGCCGCGACAGUUUGUAAACCAGACGGGCAUCUUUAAUUUAUGUUCCACGGCUUGUCGGUUGUUUUGUGGUUUCUUUUUCUUGCGCGGUGCGCAAGGAAGCGUGUGUUUAUUGGGGUCCUUUCUCGCCAUUAAUGUUCCUUUUUUUGUACUCGACUGUUUGUACUUAGGAUGUACCUUUGGGCUUCUGAGACUGGUGACGAAAUUUGCUGAAUCCUUUUACAACCUUAAGGAGAGCAAAAAUAAAUGGAAAUGAAAGCCAGCUUUGUCACAGGAACUCUAGCUGUCUGCAGAUAUUGGGCACUAUUCCAUACCUGUGGAACAGUGUCCUUUGUUAUUUGUUUUUGUGCACAGUGUGGAUCAUGUUUCAUGAUGUCAAAGGCCCGAGAGAAAAAUCUGCGACAGGUUGUUAAUUGCAUCUUCAAUUCCAACCUUUUAGCAUCUCAAAGAAAUGAAGAAGUGUCGUGUGGUGUUCCCCGCAAUUAAUUUCUGUUCAUUUGUAAAUGUGUGACCAAUUUAUUUCUUGUUUUUAUGGAAUAUAUUUUCUUCUUUUUGAAGUGCUUUUUUAAAAAUCUUAUUGGAGCCUUUGUGAUCCAAGCUAACUACAUUAUUGCUUUUGUAGAUCUGUAUGAAUUGCUUUCUUCAGUCCACAGCAAACGGCUUUCUUUCAUUUUGAUUUAUUGCAUGACUGCUUAGUAAAAAAGCCAAGUAGUAAUCUGAAUCACACUUUUUUUUCUUCAAAAGACUAUGAUUGCAACGUUAAGCUUAGAAAUUGAUGACUAGGAAUUCAAAGCAAAUUAUUUAGUCUCCUAAAUUGACACAUAGUUCCUGUUUGUUUUGUUAGUUAUGGGAUUGGUUGAAACAUUCAAAAUUGCGGAUUUGAAAUGUUUGUUUUGCACUUUGCAACUUAUUCCUGAUUGACAGCUCACAUUAGACACAAUAUACACCAUUAAAAGUAUAUGACAGUAAGAAAAGAGGUCUGACACAGCAUGCACUCUUGUCUACAAGUAUUUGAGCCUUUUAUUGAGAUUGUAUGGCCAAAUAUUCAAAUGGCAGGAGGUUUCCAUUUUUGGCAAGCAAUGCUUAAUAGGGUAAGGCUUUAUUCAGAACGUUUCAUAGAAUGACAUUUCAGAGAAUGACUGGAGUCAUUUUUAGAAAUCAUCUCUGUCAUGUAAAUAAAAAAAAAUCAAGCAAAGAGAGAACGAAAGAAAAAGGCUGCACAUAUUGAUUUUUAUUGUAUACAAACGCAGUGAGCCGCUCACUAAGUAGCGACGAAGCUGCGGCAAGUUCCUUAGAUGGUGCAAGCCUUGUGAAGCAUGCUAUGUAUGCACCACAGCUGCAAAACCAUCGUUCGAUCAACAUCAUUCGCCGAGGUGAUGGCGACCCACCUUUGGUGCUCGCAGCAAACGUCGAUUUGAACUGUUUGGUGUGAUGCAGUGCGGCAGUUUCGUAAGCGGGUUCUCCAAGGUUCUGCACAUGUAUACACUUUUGUACUGAAGUUGGAGGUCUUACCACUGCUGUUUUGUACUUUGCUCCAUGCCCUCUCGGAAUAAAGCGACCAAGAAGUUUCA